This is a messenger RNA of Esox lucius (northern pike), 2765 nucleotides long. Its product is annotated as retinal dehydrogenase 1. Bases 280 to 1914 code for a protein of 544 amino acids. The record is from RefSeq and is a predicted model, not a curated record. Lineage: Eukaryota; Metazoa; Chordata; Actinopteri; Esociformes; Esocidae. The transcript has 15 exons. Gene Ontology annotation, molecular function: benzaldehyde dehydrogenase (NAD+) activity.
GUUUACUGCCUUCUACGCGGGCGUGCAAUACCUCAAAGUGGUGUUAAACCGGUCCCUUUUCCAAAUGUCCCUUUUGGCAGAAAUAAGUGGAUUGGACCAAUAGAAAGGUGACAGGGAAAGACAAGCUGCGUUUCACGGUCAUGGAAACUGAGCGGUGUGCGAGCCUGCCUUGCAGCCAAUGCCCAAUAAGUGCGUGAGGGAAACUAUAUAAGACGGGUUGUGGGUCUGCAUUGGGUACUUCUGCCCAAAUUGGUGGCUGCAGGGAGGAGAGUAGAAGACAUGCCAGUGAUUGGAGUUGAGAGCAUUCAAUCUGCAGGUGCACCAUCUGCAUGCACAGUGGGAAAACAGACCAACAUGAGCUCCCAGCCAGAAAAUGGUCAGUACCACAUGGACCUUAAUCUGGAUCAUGGUGACACAGAGUCCAGGCAGACUAUUCCCAUGCCCAUCCCUGACCUGGAGGUCCAGUACACUAAGAUAUUCAUUGAUAAUGAGUGGCAUGAGUCAUGCAGCGGACGGAAGAUGCAGGUUCACAACCCUGCUACUGGAGACCUGCUGUGUGAAGUAGAGGAGGCCGACACCGAGGACGUGGACAAGGCGGUUUGGAGUGCAAGGGCAGCCUUCCAGCUAGGGUCUCCAUGGCGAUGCAUGGACGCGUCUGACAGAGGGCAACUGCUCACCAGGCUCGCUGACCUGGUCGAGAGAGACCGCUUACAACUGGCGACGCUGGAGGCCCUUGAUUCUGGGAAAGUCUUCCUCAUGGCGUACUUUGUGGAUCUUUUGGCCACCAUUAAAACCCUGCGCUAUUACGGAGGAUGGGCCGAUAAGAUACAAGGCAAAACCAUUCCUGUGGACGGAGAGUAUUUCACCUACACACGCCAUGAACCCAUAGGGGUGUGUGGACAAAUCAUUCCUUGGAAUUUCCCGGUGAUGAUGUUUGCCUGGAAGAUUGCUCCAGCUCUGUGCUGUGGAAACACUAUAAUCAUUAAACCAGCAGAACAAACACCCCUCACGGCACUGCACAUGGCCCACCUUAUCAAAGAGGCUGGUUUUCCCCCUGGUGUGGUGAACGUGCUGCCAGGAUAUGGUCCGACAGCAGGCAGUGCCAUUGCUCAUCACAUGGACAUUGACAAAAUAGCCUUCACUGGAUCAACCGCUGUAGGGAAACUCAUCCAGCAGGCUGCAGGUGAAAGCAACCUAAAACGUGUCACUCUGGAGCUGGGCGGCAAGAACCCCAAUAUUGUCUUUGCAGACUGUGACUUGGAGUAUGCAGUGGAGCAGGCCCAUAGUGGUCUUUUCUUUAACCAGGGCCAGUGCUGUCUGGCAGGCUCCAGGGUGUUUGUGGAGGACUCUAUCUAUGAGGAGUUUGUCCGUCGUAGUGCAGAGAAGGCCCGGAACAAGGUUUUGGGAAACCCACUGGUUCCAGGAGUUGACCAAGGGCCACAGAUAGAUCAGAAGCAGUUUGAUAAGAUCCUGGAACUGAUUGAGAGUGGGAAGAGGGAAGGGGCCACUCUGGAGUGUGGAGGGGGACCGUGGGACCAGAGGAGCCUUUUUAUCCAACCCACUGUCUUUUCCAACGUCACUGACAACAUGCGUAUUGCUAAAGAAGAGAUCUUUGGACCGGUGCAGCAGAUCAUGCGUUUCUACAGCGUUAAGGAGGUUAUUCAAAGAGCCAACACCACCCAUUAUGGCCUUGCAGCGGGAGUCUUUACCAACGACAUUGACAAAGCCCUCACCGUGUCCUCAGCACUACAGGCUGGCACCGUAUGGGUGAACUGCUACAAUGCCAUGAGUUCCCAGUGUCCCUUUGGAGGAUUUAAGAUGUCCGGAAAUGGAAGGGAACUAGGGGAGUAUGCCCUCCAGGAGUACACAGAAGUCAAGGCUGUAACCAUCAAAAUCUCACAGAAGAACUCUUAAGACCUGUUGACCCUUUCCCAUGCGCUAGGAGGACGUUCUCCAAGUUCUCCACCGUCAUUCUCCAUGGACAAACUGAGAAUUCUCUGCAAUGACUAUCGUAUGCCAACAGACAUGGAGAUUUUGGACUGCAAAACAACUCUCACAAUGCUCAAGUUUUCUCAGAAUUAUCAUAACCAUUAGAGAUGAGAGCACUUAGUCAAAUACAAGUUUGUUACCGAUGAAUGCAUGCACAAUUGGUGAACGUUGUCAUCAGUUGGAAUCAUAGAUCGUGUGUUGUGGUCCAGUUUGAGUUUGAUUGGAAUCAUCUUAAUAAGUACAUUUUAUAGAUGCGUUUACACAGGCAACCCAAAUGAUAUUUGUUCAGUGUUUGGUCUGUCAUUAGAUAAUCUCACAUUAGGUAUUUUUAUCUGACUGGCUAAAAGACCAAUUGGUGAACAGAAAUGGGAUGCAUGUGAUCCAUUUUAAAAGACCAAUUCAGUACGAUUUGUUAGUUGUGCAUUGUGCAUAUGUUUUCCCCAAUUUGUUGUUGUUAUUGUUAAUGCAUAAUGACCAUAUUUCUGUAAAUGCCAACCAAAUGCCAAGUGUUCGCGUUAAUCUCCCAUAAGUAAGCAUAUAAAACAUGAUAUAUCUAACAGGUAUAUUCAUUGAAAUAUGUUGUAACUAACAUAGUACUUGUUGUAAUAGAAAGAGAAAAACAGUCCAUAGAUUGAGAACCAUUUAAAACCCCUACUGAUUGGUUCAAAGUGUGUUUGUUUUGUCCACUUUGUUGUUAUUGUUAAUGUCUCUUUAGGUAAAUGUGUUUGUUUCUGUGUAACUCUUGUAAGUAACCAUAUAAAAGCUGAUAUAUCAGA